AUGGAAGCUGCAAUCAAACAAUUUAGUAGGGCGUGUCCCUUCCUUCAUAAAAACUCUGCUGCCUCUCUUCGUAAUCUUGCUCAUCUACCCGCUCAUGCCGCCAGUUACGUCGAGGCCAGUGCUGGUAAUGUGCGUGGUAAUGCUUUGGUCUUCAUGGCCCAAAAAUGCCCCGUAAUGGGUAAGGCUAUGGCCUUACGAAGCAAAAGCUAUUUACAUACUUCUGCUAGGUUGACCAAACAACCUACCCUUCCGUUGAAUCAAGCUUCAGUUGUGCAGGAACCUUCCCUUCGCACUUCGCCUCACGGUAGUGCUUCUACAACUCAUUCUUAUCACCCAGCCACACAUUCUACCAAAGCCAAACACUUCGACUACGAAGCUCUUUAUAACUCGGAGCUUGAAAAGAAACAUCAGGAUAAGAGUUAUCGUUAUUUCAACAACAUCAAUCGUCUGGCCCAAAAGUUUCCUAAAGCUCAUACUGUCAACUUACAAGAUGAAGUCGUUGUUUGGUGCAGUAAUGAUUAUCUCGGUAUGGGCAGAAACUCCGUAGUGUCAGAGGCUAUUAUUCGAACCUUGCACAAAUACGGUGCUGGUGCUGGUGGUACCCGUAACAUUGCGGCCCUGAUCUUUUCUUCUUGUUAUGUGGCCAACGACGCGACAUUAAGUACUUUAGCUUCAAAACUACCUGGCUGUGUUAUCUUUUCUGAUGCUUCUAAUCACGCCUCAAUGAUUCAGGGGAUUAAGCAUUCAGGUGCAAAAAAGAUGAUUUUCAAACAUAAUGAUUUGGCGGAUCUGGAGGAAAAACUUCAAUCCGUAGACGUAAACAUUCCAAAGAUAAUUGCAUUUGAGAGCGUCUAUUCUAUGUCUGGUUCGGUAGGUCACAUUGAAAAAAUUUGUGAACUCGCCAAGAAAUACGGUGCCAUCACUUUCUUGGAUGAAGUACACGCCGUUGGUAUGUAUGGUCCACGUGGCGCUGGUGUAUCGGAACAUUUAGAUUUUGAUUUAAAUGCUCGUUACCCUCAUGGAAACAAUGGAGGCAUUUUGGACAAAAUUGAUAUCAUCUCUGGUACACUGGGUAAGGCAUUUGGUGUUGUUGGAGGUUACAUCGCCGGUUCUGCUGCCCUGAUUGAUAUGAUUCGAUCUUAUGCUCCCGGCUUUAUUUUCACCACUUCUCUUCCGCCAACGGUGGCUGCCGGUGCAAAAGCCUCCAUCCAGUAUUUAAAAGAGUCCACCAGAGAACGUCAAAUGCAACAACUCAACACCAGGUCGCUCAAGGAUCGCUUGGGAAAACUUGAUAUUCCUGUUGUACCAAAUCCAUCUCAUAUUGUUCCCGUACUUGUUGGUGAAGCCGAAGCUUGUAAAAUUGCUUCAGACCAAUUGUUACGUGAACAUGGUAUUUAUGUGCAGUCCAUCAACUAUCCAACAGUUGCUAAAGGCGAGGAAAGAUUGAGAAUCACUCCUACACCUGGACACAAUGAGCAAAUGAUUGAUCACCUUGUAGAUGCCUUGGAAACUGUUUGGAGAAAUAACGGCCUCAAAAGGGUUAGCGAUUGGAAGAAAAAGGGCGGUAGAGCCGGUGUUGGAACUUCCGACCCUCUGCCAAAACCAAUUUGGAAUGAUGCCCAAUUGAGAUUUGUAUCUGGUCAUGGUGCACCUAUCAGAUCCCGUGCUGCUAGCAAUGGUGAUCUAAUCAAAAAUUUCAAUAAUGGCAUCACCGCUUUCUAA
This is a messenger RNA of Acaulospora morrowiae, 1722 nucleotides long. The record is from the annotation of a GenBank genome assembly. NCBI's taxonomy places the organism in Eukaryota, Fungi, Glomeromycota, Glomeromycetes, Diversisporales, Acaulosporaceae.